CUUCGGGUCCAGCGGAGCGUCCGCAGACUAAAAGCGACACGGGAGGCAGCUCAGCUGGCACCCAAUUAAAGCCAUCUGCUCCGGAGGGAACAAACAAAUCCAGCCUCUCCCGUGGUGGCGGCUGUUGUUGUUGUUUUUGUUUUUGUUGUUCCCUGAAGCGCUUUUCACAGACAUGCCUCACCUGAAGUUUUCCUUUGGACGGUGAAAAAAAGUUUGUGCUGGAGAGGAAGGACGCAGCAGAGAGACGCUUCCAAUGGAGAGAGGCUGAAACAACCCAUCCGGAUCUUCACAGUUUCACAAGGGCUUCGCUCCAGUGUGAGUUGUUAUGUCAAACCGUGACUCGCUGGGCUUUGGGGACUUACUUCCUCAGGAUGUGGUUCAGAUCUUUGCCCAGGAGAAGCACGGCAAACGAGGCCACAAGAAGCGCAGUCACUCCCUGGGCCGGGCUCUGGGCUGGUUGAAGGGCAAGAAGAGGAAGGAUCUCGCCAUACGUGGGCAAAAUCCGGGUCUGGGUCCCGCGCUCGACUUGGCGCUGGACGGACACUCGGGUGGGAAUCAGGGUGGAAACAAGGGAGGACAGAAGUCGGGAAGACAGAUGCAUCAACAUGGGAACAGUCAAGGUGCACCGAAGCGGAAUAAUGACGACAAGACCCCGGCACCGCCGCUGCUCCAGGAGAACGUCUUCAUAGAAGCCAGCAGGCCCAAGUACCUGGAGGACCUUCACACCGAGGCCCAGGAGGGACUGAAAAUGAUGCAGCAGGAAGAAACCAGUAUUGGAGUGGAGUACCAGGAUAACGAGAGCACAAUUUCGACAAUGACUGUGCAAACGGACGGAGAAGGUGGCGGGUUUACGACGGACAGCACCAUGGCCGACACGUCCUCUGUUGUCUCGGUUCAAUCGUCAGUGUCCACUCGUUCGUCCCGCUCUGGACUCACACGGCAAGGAUCAACAUUCAGGCCCUUGAACUCUGGGAAAAAGUCAGAAAAGACAAAAAGGAGAAGACACAGGAGAACUGUUGCGGGAAUCCCUCACCACGUUCAGAGAGAUCUGGGGUUGGACAGAGUAGGCUGGACAGUGGCUCAGAAGUUAGAAGAGGAACAGCUCUAUAAUGGUGAAACUGAUGAAAGUCCCACCACUGAAGGACCACAGCGAUCCGCAAAAUCACUAAAGGGAUACAGCGCUGGCCCCACAGAUGCUAAAGUCAUCCAGGCCCUCAACCAAGACCAAGUCAAGCAACUCAGUGCCACCCAUGCUGGUCAUAGGGACGAUCUGGCCCUGUUGCAACGCUUGGGUCCGGACUUGUCAGAGGGAGAGAGGCCGCGAUCGCUGGCCGUUCCCUGGAUGACGACCGCCAACAGCACCCAGCAGGAGCUGCCCAGUCCUGUCAUGUCCAUGUCACCGCAGGCUGCUUACAUGUCCAAGAUCAUUCCCAAUGCUGUUUUGCCGCCGUCCAUCGAGGUGGUGGAAAUCAACCGCGGGCGGAGUCGCAACAGCGUGCGCACCGUGAGCAAGAGCAGCCUGCUGCUCUCCAGCCCGGCACCGUCCCGCGCUUCCUCGAGGGCGUCUUCAUCCAGAACCACCUCCUCCAGAGCGUCGACCAUCACCUCUGCCUCUCGCCACAACCACCAGCAUCUCUCUGACAGUUCUUGUUGGAGCAACUCUGAGUCGUCAGAGACGUUGGUGUCCGACUCCUCGACCAUCUCAGGCAACAGCACGCCCAGACAGAAAAAGUCACGGAACGGUGAUUUUUCCUCUAAGGAGGACAAAGCCAGUGUUCACUCUUCUUCCAGCAAGGCCUCCAAAUGCACCUCUAAUGGCGUGCUCGUCGGUAAAGAGAAUGUGGUCAAAAAGGACGGGCAAUUUGUGCGUAGCCUGUCUGUCAUGAAAUCCAAGAAGGCCCCUCCUCCGCCAAGCCGCUCCUAUUCCCUUCACAAGAUGAAGCGACGAUCACGUGAUCUGGCAGAGGUCUCUGUGAUUUCAGUGGAAUCUUCUCGCCAAAGAAUCCCCCCCUUAGGUGAGGAAAAUGAGAAAAAUACAGCACUGUCUUCACCUUCAAUCAUAGACAGCCCAGGCUACAAUGCCGACACCAGUUCUCUGGACGACUCUACAGGCUCUGCGUCGUUCAGUCCCUUUAAAGCCCAAGCACUAAAGACGGAGGGCGCUGUAAAUGUUGAAGGACCAGUUUUCAGAGAUUCUUCAAAACAGAUGCAGGAAUCUCUCCAAGGGAAAAAGCCAGGCAAAGUAUCCCUGUCCAGUGGCUACUCCAGCCAAGAUCCCACAUCCCCACAGCUUUCUAAACCACCCCACAGCUCAUCUCCAAAACACAAGAGAGGCAUCUUAGCAAAGCUUCAGAAGUUAUUUCCUGGGUCUUCUGCUGGUUCAGCUCCAUCGCCUCUCACACAACCAGGUGCUCCAGAGAACAUUAAAAACAGAGAGGACGACAUGCCUGACACAGUUGACCUCAGUCCCUCAGUGAGGGCGCUGAGAGAACUCUUCAACAUCCCUCCGCCACCUAAAGUCCAUGCACCUCCACCCCCUCCACCUGAGGUGUGGGUUCACAGUAAGCGUUCGAUCGAGUUGCUUCUGGGACCUCCCGUGCCUGACAACAUCGACACUAUCAUAAAGAAGAAUCCAAAAGACCGGCGGCAGCAUAGGCACUCCCCGUGUCUGUCAACCGAGGGCAUUGUGAAGAGUUUAGUGGCAGACAGGAAACAGAAGAAUCCAGCUGUAACUGCAGAGUUACUCCACGUGUUGGAGGGAAAUAAAGUGAAUAAAGAAGAAAGUGUGACUUUGCAUGCAGAGAAUGAAAACGGGAAAAGUAAAAGACUGACUCAGAAUGUGGAUUUGAAAGGAAAUCAAGUCGUAGAAGCAGGUGAGAAGGCAAGAGUAAGUGACAUUUUAAAUGGGAUGUUAGUGAAGGCCGUAGAGAAACGUGAAGAAAUGCUGGUAGCAGCAACAAGAGAAGAAGAGCCCAGGAAGACGCCCACAGACACAACGCAAGAGGUAAAUAUCCAUUCAUUAGUACGAUUUUCUCCAUCCCCCUCUCCUACUGUGUCACAGCGUCCUCCCCAACCCCUCGCUAAACAGACUACAGUCACGCCGGUCAAAGCUGUUACAUCCCCCGAAUCAUCCUGGCCCCCGCCACCUCCUCCAAUAGCACAAGUGGGUGUCGAUGACGUAGAUUUUCCCCUUCCACCUCCCCCCUUCAUUGGUGAGACUGUGCAGGCACCACCAGAGACCACAACAAUAUCUGUGGUGAUCACAGAGGCAGAACCACAGACUCAACCACUGAGUAUCCCUCCUCCACCCUCGUAUGCAGCUCCCGCUCCGCCAGUUCAAACGGUGUCCCCUCCCACACUUAAAAAGGUCUGUCCACCACCUAUAGAGGUCUCUCUAUCACCACCUAAGGUGAUCUCUCCACCACCACCACCACCACCGCCUAUAGAGAUUUCCCUACCAUCAACUAAGGUUAUCGCUGCAUCUCCACCUAAGGUGAUCCCCCCACCACCUACAGAGGUCACUCUAUCACCGCCCAAGGGGAUCUCUCCACCACCGGCACCACCACCUAUAGAGAUUUCCCUACCAUCACCUAAGGUGAUCUCUACAUCUCCACCCAUGGUGAUCUCUCCACCACCGGCACCCCCUAUAGUGGUAUCCAUAACACCACCUAAAGUGAUCCCCCCACCACCAACUAAAGAGGCCUCGCUUCCACCGCCUAAACAAGUCUCUCCACCGUCACUGUCCGAAGAAGUCCCUCCUCCAUUGCCUCAAACAGUCUCUCCUUCACCACCCAAAGAGUUAUUACCACAACCACCUGAUUUCUUUCCUCCUUCACCCAAGGAGUCCUCUCCAGCACCACUUAAAGACGAUUCUCCUGUGAGGCCCAAACAGUCCCCUCUGCCUCAGGUUCAAGAUGUUCCAUGUCCACUGGUUAUUGAGGUGUCCCCUCUGCCUCCUAAAGAGGCCGCUGCUCUAUCUACCGAAGAGGUUGUUCUACUUCCUUCUCAAGAAAAUGCCACUCAAACUUCUGUAGAAGUAGUUGUUGGCAAGAUGGAACCACCAAAAAAUAUUCCACCUCCACCACCCGUACCAUCACAGCUCCAGUCGUCAGAGCAGGACAGUGAUCAUCUGAAAGAACCAGAAUGUGACACUUAUCCGGUUUCAUCUGACAGUAUUCUCAUUGCCCCUCAGAGUAUCCCACCUCCGCCUCACAUAGAGCCUCUGCACCAUGCUAAUAUCGUACCCACCAACUCUGAUGCUUCGACAACUAACGAGGUUCCACAGUUGCCAGCACCUGAAAUCUCAAUCCCACAAGUUCCUGAAGAACCUGCCGCUUCUCCAGUUGUAAUCCCUUUACCUCCACCAUUACCUGUACAGGCUCUUACCAGCAUUAAGUCUGAGCCUGGUGCUGCAUGCAAAGAAAACCAGAGCCAAGAGGUGACCUCUGCUCGUGUUGUACUGGAGGAACCUACUCCCAUUAUAACCCCCACCCUCUUGCAGAUGGUCAAGCUGCGGUCUGUCAGCAGCACUCCUGAGCCCCAUGAUGCUGAAGAGCACCCACAGGUUGAGGUCACAAUGAGGAAGGAGCAGCCCAGUAAUCAGGUCCCAACCAUAUCUACCAACGGAGAAGCUCCUCAAAAGCCCAUCAGAAAGUCUCUGAUAUUACUUUCACCCACAUCCACUUCUCCGCCAAUUCAAGUCACUUUAGAGCCAGCUUUAUCCAAACCCCAGUCUCUUGUGGCUCCAACUGAAUCUUUAUCCACAACACCCUCCCCUACCAAAAAGUCUCCUCCUGUCACAACGAUAUCUCCGUCCAUGAACCUACAGGAGGCCAUCCGCCUGAGGACUGCAGCCCGAUCGAAAGAGAACCCCGCGUCCCACCACAGCCUGCACUCGCCCAAGUCACCCGACCUCCGCACGUCCCCGAGGUCGCCGUCGAGCACAGCCAGUUUCAUCUUCUCCAAAAGCAACAAGAAGGUGGUGAUUGAGACCAAGCCGGUGUCGGAGGCCAAGACGAGUGUGCAGAACAAUCUGGAGGUUCUGUCUGUAACAAAGGCGGCGAGUGAAGUAGCGUCACUGGCGAAAGCGGCCAAGGUUCCGCCGCCGGUGGCAAAGAAGCCCAAAUCGAAGGCCAAAGAGAACGAGACGAUCGAAGGGACGGAGCAAACUGCAGGACAGGAAGCACAGAGCGAAAGUAUUCAGGACACUGCAGAGAAGACAAACGUCAGGACGUCAGGUACUGCUGAAGGAGGAGAAACGGCUUCGACGUGAUUGUUAAAGACUGAAGGAGCGACUGGGAAGGACUUAACUCGCGACACCUAAUUUACUGCAAGUUGUGCGAGAGACGAGGAAACCAGAUUUGGACAGUUGAGAUGCUUAUUUCAAAAAUUACCUUUUUUUUUUUAGAUAAUCAUUUGAAUGCGUUGUUUAUGGUGUGGGUCUUAAAAUACACAUUUUUGCAUUUUUAUUAAGACAAAAUGCUAUAGUUUGCUUUUUGCCAGAGGGCAUUCUGACUUUCUGUUGCAAGAGAUGGGAUUAUACUGCCCUCUAGUGCCAAACCAUGAUUGUACCACUUAUGUCCUGCUGAAUCAGAGCUUGUAGUAGCAACAAUGGGACUUAGGGGCACUCAUCUGUAAAUAGAGCAACACGUUGUACAUUUAUUAUAUCUGUGCGAUAGAGUUCUUUUCUAUAUUAUCUCCAAAGACUUUAAACAUCAAUUAUAUUUGUUAAAGAAAAAACUAUUAAUAAUCUUAAGUUAUUUUUCCUGUCACGUUCAGUUUAUGCUUAGAGGGGUCACUUCUUUGCAACGUUGAUGACUCAAGUUUGUUCUUAUAUCAAUUCUAUCCCAAAUUAUUUUACUUUAAAAAAAAAAAAGAAAAUAUUGAUUCAAAGCGAUUUGUAUGCGCACGACCACUGAUAUCACAAAAACAAAUGAGCAGAAAUGAAAUGACAAGUAAUACUGAUUAUGUUGGGCCACAUUUUCUGCUGCUUUUUUAGUUACGGAUAUUGGAGGCGUCGCCCUUUUUAUUUUCCACAGUUAUUAUGGCUCAAACAGUGGGGUGUUUCUGUGUUGGACUAUAUUUCAAAAUGCUCAAGACAUCAUCAUAAUGUAAUAAAUGAUCAUUUAUUAUGGAAUGAUAAUAAAGAUUUAUGGACAAAUUAAA
Molecule: messenger RNA, 6165 nt
Organism: Solea senegalensis (Senegalese sole)
Lineage: Eukaryota; Metazoa; Chordata; Actinopteri; Pleuronectiformes; Soleidae
Exons: 8
Coding region: 326-5272 (1648 amino acids)
Biological process (GO): cell differentiation
Source: RefSeq, a predicted model, not a curated record